AUGAGACCAUAUGCCGCCGUGCUGGCACCAGGGAUUCCGGUGACCUUUGCUGUGGCGUUGGGCAAGGAGAACAAGCCGCAAGCGUUUGACGUUCAGCCGUUGGAUGGAGUGCUGGCACAGACAGCCCACAGCGCCAUUUUCUGUGGUCAUGGCGAAGCUCUGUGGGCAGCAUCGAUGAGUGCCGGCCGCAUGGUCGGGCUGCCUGGAGAGGCGUAUGCAGGCGGCCUUUGUGGCCAUCGGGGAGACACGAUGGUUUCAAGCGCAAAGAGAAAGUGGCAGGAUGCUGUUGCCGAGCUUGGACACUUCAUGGGAAGGAUCAAAGCCUUCAAUGCCGAAAAAGGAUUUGGCUUCAUUGUGAGCGAGGAGCUGGCCAGCUUGGGAUAUUUGGAGGACGUCUUCCUGCUGGCCAAGGAUGCCCAAAGACCGACCUGCGAGGCUGGCCCUGGCCCUGGCCCCGGCCAGGUGGUGGCCUUCAGGGCCUUUCUGAAUGCCAGGGGCCAGCCACAAGCGAAGGACGUGGAAUUGCGAUGA
Molecule: messenger RNA, 531 nt
Organism: Symbiodinium sp. CCMP2456
Lineage: Eukaryota; Dinophyceae; Suessiales; Symbiodiniaceae
Source: the annotation of a GenBank genome assembly